AUGCCCGCAUCAACGGUUGAAACCCCAGCUGUUGCGCUGUCUUUCGCAAACAACUUUUGGGGCAAAGAAGAUGCCGGCGUGGCGCCGCUGCUGAGUCGCAUGACUGCGGCCAAGACUACAUGCGAUGAACUACGAGCAUUCUAUGGCGCUCGAGCGUCGAUUGAGGAGGAAUACUCCCGCAAAUUAUUGAACCUGAGUCGCAAAGCCUUAGGAUCGCAGGAGUCUGGUACAUUGAAGACAUCGUUGGAUACCGUCCGAGGCGAAGUCGAACAGAUGGCCAAGCAGCAUCAACUAAUUGGCGCAGAAAUGAAAUCAGAGCUCGAGGAACCACUCGCUGCCUUUGCUGGCGGAAUGAAGGAGCGACGAAAGAUUAUCCAGAACACCGUCGAAAAGCUAUUGAAGGUCAAGAUGCAGCAGACACAGCAGGUUAACAAGACACGAGACAAGUAUGAGCAAGAGUGUUUGAAGAUCAAGGGCUAUCUUGCUCAAGGCCACAUGGUAAUGGGCCAAGAAGAACGUCGCAACAAAGCCAAACUCGAAAAGACACAGAUCAGCCUUGCAACUUCCAACACGGAGUACGAGAAUGCAGUUAAAGCCCUCGAAGACACGACAACAAGAUGGAACAGAGAGUGGAAGUCAGCCGCCGACAAAUUCCAAGAUUUGGAGGAAGAACGACUCGACUUCACCAAGAGUAGCUUGUGGACGUUUGCCAAUAUCGCCUCCACGGUUUGCGUUAGUGACGAUUCGUCGUGCGAAAAGAUCCGACUCUCAUUGGAGGUUAUGGAUGUGGAAAAGGACAUCAUCACUUUCAUCACUGAAAAGGGAACCGGACAGGAGAUCCCAGAUGCUCCCAAGUAUAUCAACUUCUGUCGCGGAGAUGUGACGGAUAACCAAUCUGAGACGUCAGAAGACGACAACUAUUCUGUCGCUCAAUUUCCUCGCAGCAUCAACCCUGCUUUCCGUUCGUCGUCACCUCAACCUUCGACAUUCGAGUCGCAUCAUGAUCCAAAUUCUGCUCUGGCCAACGACCUGGCUCACAGAGAAGUUGCUUCAAGCAAACGUGACCUUCCAAGCCAGAAGCCAGCGACACUGCCCCCUGACGAGAUACUCCAAAUCGGCACUCAAAAGCCUCAACCUCAGCAGAUUCAGGCGCCUCCUCAAUCGCGUCAGCAGCAGAUACCACGCCCUUCUCAGAUGCAGCACCCCGCUCAACUGCAAUAUGCUCCCCAGCAUCAGCAUCCCUCCCAACUGCAGCACCACUCUCAGCUUCAGCACCCUUCGCAGCUGCAGCAUCAUCCUCCUCAGCAGCAGUACUCUCCUCAGCGUCAGCAACCAUCCCAGCAGGUUGCUCACCAUACAGGGCACCACAUGCAACAACAAAUGAGGCCUCUCGAGAUGAGACCCGCAGAUGGCAGAUCUGGAGAUAUGAGACACUCGAACAUGCGACAUCCAGAUAUGCGACAGCAGGAUCCAAGACCGUCUUUGGAGAUGCGCCACUCUGGAGAAGUUCGGCCUUCCAUGCAGUCUCGACCCAGUGCCGAUGCAAGGCAAUCAAUGGAUGCAAGAACAUCUCUGGAAGUACGGCGACCAAUGGAAGACCCGUAUCGCCGCCAACAACCUGCAGGUCAUGUCUCGUAUGAUGCCAACCAGCAUGGUGCUGUUGCAGCCGUACCACACGACCCUUACCCCCUGGACGGCAUGACGAUGCUAUGCAGGACUGGGCCCAGCCCCAUCUCGGACCGGAGUUCGCAGGUGACAUCUGCUCGACCUUCGAGCAGAGACUCCCAUAGUGAUUAUUCUAACCCCAACUCGUUCUCUAGUGUGGAACCACCGAGCGGCAAAACCUCACCCGUCAAGCAGGAUCCUAUAAAGCCGAACCCAGUGCCAACUCAAGCGCCAGCACCAGUAUCGGCACCUGCUCCGGUACCAGCCCCUGCUCCGGUGUCAGUCGCUGCUCCAGCUCCCGCUCCCGCUCCGGCGCCCGCACCUACUGUCAGCAAUGGUCCAAGCCCAGUCAAAUUAGUUGCUAAGAAGAAGAGCGGUGGUUUCUUAAAGAACCACAGCCCAUUCAGGCGCAAGAGCAACAAGGAUCUUCAGUCAUCAAACAGGAACACAUGGCACGCACCGAGCACGCAAAACUCGGGUAGUCCUGUUCGCCGACCACAGUUGCAAACACAAGAGUCAAGCAAUGUUGUCACCAAAGAACGUACUCAGAGUCCCGAGCCCAUCGACGCCAAUGCAAGUCUGGCUCUGGGAGUGGGACAGAAUGUUUUCCCUGUAUCUACCCCUGACACAAAGAAGAAGCCAGGAGCUGCCACUGAACAGACACCUGAGGAGACAGACCCAAUCGCUCUAGCCCUUGCGGAGCUGAAAGGUGUCACGUUAGGCAAGCAGUCAUCAAUGAGAAUGUCCGCUGAUCACUAUUCUGGGCUUGCCACUCCGGCACCAGCAUCAGAAGCUGCUUCAAGACAAGCCUCAGCCUCUCGCACAGCUCCGACUCCUGUGAACCCGGAUGUUGCGGCGGCAAAGAGAGGAACACCGCCGCCAUCAUACCAAACCCCAGUUUCACGCCUGGGUGUCCCACCACCUGCAGUGACUUCUAGGGCAAUGAAGGAAGCGACCAAGAAGGCAACCACACAGACACGAAGCAUGUUUGAGAGUGGAGGUGGUUCACCAGGAGGAUUCAAUAGUACUGCUUCUAGGACCAACACUCGAGCAACCGAAACAAGGCGAUCUGAGCCAUCCCCAACCCAGAGUGUUCCACCAAGUGCUUCACGACCGGCUACUCGAACCACUAACCAUGGCAGGGGCGAGUCUGGUAGUUACAGCGCGUCCCCUGUGUCACGACAGCCUACUAGAGCCACCGAUAACGGACGCGGCGAGCCUGGAAGCUAUAGCUCAGCAUCCAUGCCUCGACCAGGCACUCGGGGCACUGACAUGGGUAGAGGGGAUACUGGCGGCUAUAGUACACCACCUGUGGCACGUUCGGGAACCAAAGCAAGCGAGAUGCCCCGAUCGGACACUCGCGGAAUUCCUAUUUCGCGACCAGGCACGAGGGGAAGUGACAUGUCUCGUGGCGGAUCUGGUAUUUACGGAUCGUCGCCUGGUUCCCGACCUGGCACCAGGGGCUCUGAUAUGCCCAGAGCAACUUCGCCAGCACCAGCUCGUAGCGUGUCUCCACAGCCACCUAUGAACGACAACAUGAGCUACAGAUCGGUUUCGCCCAACCCUUACGCUGCUAGCCAGCGCUCUCCGUCCGUCAUGAGUUCACCACAGAAGCAUGGAUCUGCCCAAGGGUAUUAUCCCCAGUCACCCCAGCAGGCUGCUAGCCGCGGGCCUUCACCUUCACCUUAUGCCCAGCAGAAUCGCCCCGGAAGCAGCUAUGCAGGAAGCGACAUGGCAAUUCAGCUCGCGCCGGUUGAUGAUCCCUAUGGUUCUCAGAGGAGUCGAGGCAGCCGCCCUGCUUCGAGGGCUAUGAGCUACUAUGAUGAUGGUAGUACCCGUCAACGUAGUCAGAGCGUAGCUGAUCCGUCUCGGCUGUAUACGGGAGAUGGCAGAGCAAUUCUGCAUUAUGCACGCGCAUUGUACAUGUAUCAAGCAGCCAUUCCCGAAGAGUUGAGCUUUGGCAAGGGUGACUAUCUUGCGGUCCUCCGUCACCAAGACGAUGGAUGGUGGGAGGCUGAAGUCCACGGCGGAGACGGAACAUGGUUAGUUGUCAUGUUAUUCAUCAUCCAUUCGCGACUGACUUUGCUUGACAAGGAAACCCUACAAGAAACCGCCCGUGUUAUCACGUCUAAACCUGUUCAGCGAGCUGUCGUCAACACCGUACUCCUCGUUUCGACAGCAGCAACCCUCUUUUGCACGGCUGCCAUAGCCUCAUUGCUCUUUUUCCAGAAUUUCCUUCCUCACGAGGUCGUAACUUUGCCAUUACAUCUCCAAUAUGGCUCUGGCAUCAACCCGUAUGGAAUCACCUCCCUUCAGACGCCACCAAUGAAGACGCAGCAGGAGUACGAUGUGUCGUUGAUUUUAGCGAUGCCUCGCUCGAACCCAAACGUGGAGCGCGGCAACUUCAUGAUUACCCUGCACAUGGUCGACUCGCAAGCUGAUGCUGGGCUGCAUGCUGCGGCGGAACGUCACGCAUCGCUACACCAAGGACUGGAAGGGGCCAAUGUACUGUUCACUUCACGCAGGCCUGCUCUUUUCCCUUACGUGGACCCGUUCAAGCACGAACUCGAUGACCAUCCCGUUGGCAGAGCGAGUCUUGUUCUCAAGAGCCUCGGAUCUCCCAAAGUCAGCCUCACGGCUCAGCUUCGGGGUCUCCGGUGGAUGAUGGUUCACUAUCGCAUCUCGACAUUCAUCGCAUUGACCCUUGUUUUUUGGGCUUUUGAAGUUAUUUUUAUGGGUGUCGCCUGGGGACUUUGGAGCAUGGCUUCAGGGUCACCACCUGGAGAUGCCGAUGGCAAGACCAGGAGGCUUGAGGCAGAACGAUAUGACUAUGAAGAUGAGGACACAGAUCGCGCAGAGACCUAUCCAACAUAUGGAAGACAGCAGCCGCUCAAGUACGAGCCCGAGAUCAAACCAGAGGUGGACCCUGAACAGCCUUUAUCGGAGAUUCCUCGAGCAGGAGCCGACGCUGAUGACGAAGAUGAGGGGAGUUUUGACGAUGAUGACGACGAUGUGCAACACAAGGAUUCGGGCAUCGGAACGAGUUAUAGUGAAGAGGGAAUUUCAAGCAUUCGAAGGCGAACAUCACGUAAUAAAUUGUAG
Messenger RNA from Fusarium subglutinans, 4767 nucleotides. Its product is annotated as PEST phosphatase interacting. The record is from RefSeq and is a predicted model, not a curated record. Gene Ontology annotation, biological process: lipid storage; cytoskeleton organization. NCBI's taxonomy places the organism in Eukaryota, Fungi, Ascomycota, Sordariomycetes, Hypocreales, Nectriaceae. Gene Ontology annotation, molecular function: phospholipid binding; protein binding. Gene Ontology annotation, cellular component: cytoplasm; mitotic actomyosin contractile ring, proximal layer; plasma membrane. Bases 1 to 4767 code for a protein of 1588 amino acids. The transcript is spliced from 9 exons.